UUUUCUUCUGUUUGUGCAAGGCAAACUCUGAGAAAAGAUAGAGAAGACGCCAAUGGAGGAUUACUCAGAAGAAGAGGCUGAAGAAUACAACACGUCUGAGGUAGAUUGGGGAGAAGAAGCUGACCAGGAUUGUUGGGACGAUGGAGAUGACCACACUGAAGGUCAUUGGUGCGCAGACUCUGUUCCAGAGUAUGUCCCAAACGAUGAACAAGAAUACCCAGAGGUGGAACCAGAAUCAAUGGACCAGUAUUCAACUUGCUAUGGUCCCAAAUCCCAACUCAUCUAUGAGGAUAGUUCUGAAGGAAAAUAUUAUUCUCAAGCGUGUCCUAGAAGAGAAAAGACCACCGUGGCUGCACCAUCAAGAUCUUAUCAUGGGAGUCUAUCAAGACAUGCUCACAGCACGCCAUGGAACUACAAUGGAGAUCAGUUUUAUCAGAAUCGCUUGGCUGCACCAUCUAUACAUUUUUCUGGUCAUAAGCAAGGACCAAGUGCAUAUCUAAGGUGGGAGGACGACAUGGAGCAAUGGUUUAUAGCUUGGAGAAUUCCAGAGAAGCUAAAGCUAACUUAUGCGAAGGAUACCUUAACCGGAGAGGCAUACAAUUGGUGGAGUCAGCUAGAUGCUGAUAGGAUCUAUUUCAAUGAUCCGGCUUUUACUUGGAAAGAGGUUAAGAUGCUCAUGUAUAGUGAGUUUGUGAAGAAGGCAAAAUACAUUCAGAAGGUGUCCACAAGGAGAUUAAUAAAGCACCAAGUCUUGCAACCCACAGUUCAGAGAGAAGUUGUUUCCCAAAGACAAAGUUCAAGGCCAGUGCAUCCACCUCAUGUCAAACGAAACCAAGGUGAGCACUCUAACUCUUUAAAACCAUCUGAGGUUAUUUGUUAUAGGUGUCAAGGCAAGGGCCAUCUAGCAAAGGAGUGUCCCACAAAACGAGUUGUGAAGUCAGUACUAUCUGAAGCAAAAGAAACAAACUUGGAGGUAAGUGAUUCCGAUACUAGAAUUGAUGAUUCCUUUUCUAGAAUGGAUAAACAUAUUGAUGAUCUUAUCAACUUGAUUAAAGCUAGAUCUACUUCUGUUUCUAGUAAUUCCAUGACUGUCUUAACACACUUGUCUAGCGCCCAAAAGGUUGAAAGUAUUUCAGGUACUAACAUAGAAAUCAAGGAACAAGAGCCCAACCUUGCUGCGCAAUCAAGUCCAACACUUGAUAAGGUGAUUUCUGAACUUAAAGUGAAUAAUCUUACUUAUCAAAACACUGGUAUGAUGCACUUGCACUCUGUCCAGAAUGUUGAUGAAGGUCUAGGUAAUGAGGAGACACGUACAGAAGCUAAACAACAAGAGAAUAAUGAGCAAUCUACCCUAGAGACCUCUACACCAGCUGAUCAAGCUUUAGAGGUAGUAAAUACCAAAGCUGAAUCAAUGCAAGAUAACCAGGUAAGUGAAGCUCUAAAUCUUACUCAAUAUUAUAUUUUUGAAUCGUCCACUUCAAGUAUGAAACACUUGCUCUUGCCCAUAAGUGAUGAUUCAGAUAUAGGUACAAUGGAGAAGCAUCCAGAACCAAACUCACAACCUUACACCCAAGCAGUGGUCAAUGGAGAAACCAAUUGUGAAAUAGGAGAUUUCGAAAAGGAGACCACGAUCCUUCCAAGGGAAAUCAUAGACCGACCAUGGAAAGGGGGCAUAGCUUCCCUACUGAUCAAAGAAGAACCACCAGAUGGACAAUGCAUCACAAAACCGUGCAUAUACCAAGGUAAAUUGGUUUUGAGGACAAAACCUUUUGAAGAGGGAGGGAAUGAUGAGGACCUAAAGUCAGUAGCUGGACCACCAACUCAUGAGAUCAACCAUACAAGCUACAUUGGAGCCAGCAGCGACAUAGGUGCACUCAAAGAAGGAUAUCUUUGCAACCAUAAGGAAUUUAACCGUGAAACCAGUUUCUAUAGAUUCUCAACUCAACCAGAGCACGCAGCGAAUUGGUUUCAUACCAAAAAGAGUAAUGGUUUAGGAGAUAUGCCAGUUACAAGUCAGACUAUCUACACUGCAUCCGAAUUGGUUCUAAUUAAGGAAAGUAAUUCUUUGCUUAAGGAGUGUGCAACUCAAACUCACGUGUGGAAACCAGGAGAUUAUUCAUUACAUCUAAGAGCAGUGGGAGAGUUUCUACCAUGCACCAGCAGCCACAUGAUCAAGAUGAAUCCCUUAUUUGUCAACUUACCUUACAUGGAUGCAUUCACACUUGGAGUUAUUAAAGACCAACGGCUCUUUCCCCUUCUGUUCAGGCACGACUUAGAGACUAUCCAGACAUCAAAGGAGAUCCCACGGAUGCAUUUAUUUCUGCCCAAACUCACAAGAUACAAGGAGAGAAGACAACUUCCAUACAUGGACAGAUUCUGCACCAACUAAGUCCAACGGCUAGUUUUUCACUUAUUAUUUCUUUCCAAGUUAUUCUUUUAGGCAUUUGUGUUCUUUUCUAUUUAAACAGAGCUAAGUCUCAUUUGUAAAUGACCCUUGCACGAAAUUAAUAAAGUAUUAUUCAGUUUACAAAGUUUGUCUUUGUUUUGUUCAAUUAGUCUUUAGGUGGAUUCCUUUAGAUUUCUUGUUCGUUUGCUUGUCUCCUUAGUUUGUGGAUUCAUUCUAGGAUACAAGUGUAGGUCUCUGUCUUUGUGUGGAUUCACAUUGGCGCAGGCUUCUGGUCUUAUCAAAGGGAUACUUCCGCAACCCUUUGUGGCGACAAUCGAUCCAUUCAAGCUUGACAACUCUUGUUGCCUUGUGAUCUAGCCUUUGUUAGCUUAGGCUUGUAUCAGGAAGCACUGAAGUGGUGGGAUAUUGUGAUGCGGAUUGGGCUGGUGAUAGAGCAGACAGGAGAUCAACUACAGGCUAUUGCACAUUCAUUGGAGGCAACUUGGUGACUUGGAAGAGCAAGAAGCAGAAGGUAGUGUCAUGU
Brassica rapa (field mustard) is the source of this 2930-nucleotide messenger RNA. RefSeq lists its product as uncharacterized. NCBI's taxonomy places the organism in Eukaryota, Viridiplantae, Streptophyta, Magnoliopsida, Brassicales, Brassicaceae. The record is from RefSeq and is a predicted model, not a curated record. Gene Ontology annotation, molecular function: zinc ion binding; nucleic acid binding.